UGUUUCCAGACAGGUUAGAAGAACCUGGAACGCGGCUUGCGCGUCGGCCUACUUUGCCUAUCCUGUUUUCAGAGUGUUGAGAGAAUGUUGGGCAAUUAGUGUGCACUAGGUUGGGAAGUAAAUUUGCCCACAGUAGGACGCGAUGCAGGAGAGCACGAAUUGGGGGGCAGAAGUGACUUAGAAUGUUACGCGUAUGUUCUGUAAGUGUAUGGAGGUCGCUAACGUAUUACCGAAAUUGACGAGGUGUGUACUCAGUAUUUAUUUCCUCACUGCAGGAAAGAUUUGCUAUUUACUGGACCACUUGCAUUCACAACAAACCGAAAGACAAAAUUUGGCAGAUUAGGGGAAACUAUUUCCAAGUAUUUCAACGAUAACGGUCUGGUGGUAAAAAUUCCCAGAAUUUUUGGUAGAGAAGAGAGAUCGCAAUGUGAAUUAAAAAGGGUCACGCAGCUCAGCAUACUGCUGAGCUUCCGGUGGUUGGGAUUUGGUUAGCUGCGGUGGGAAUAAUACGCUACCACAACGCUGGGCCAACGCUAGUCAUGCAGGACAUCAGCAUGGCCACUAGGUGUCCACUGCUGCGGGCCCAGGCCCCAUGCACGAAGUUGUCCUAGCGAGCACGAAGUUGCCUUCACCCACAAAGCUAAAACCAACCUCUUCUCAAUAAAACUUUCGUCUGUUCUCUGAAAUACACAGAGCAGUUGCUUGAAGAGGCUGUUUAUAGUAGCUUUGGGUAGCCUAGUCUAGGCCUUCCGAUUGGGUCAAAGCAAAGUAAAGAAAUAGCCAAUGAAAAGGUAGAUCUGCGACUAUCAUUUACAUUCGCAAUCGUGACGACACAGUAAAAUUAAUCCAAUCAUGAGCGAAAUUUUACUAACCUCAUUUGAAUACCGCAUCUAUAAAUAAAUGUGGCCUCGCUGGGGGUGAUUAUUUUCCCAGGUGUUAGCGAUAGUGUUGUAACUUUUAACGCUACAAUGCCUGAACCUACUAAGUCGGCUCCAGCCCCGAAGAAGGGCUCCAAGAAGGCGGUGACCAAGGCGCAGAAGAAGGACGGCAAGAAGCGCAAGCGCAGCCGCAAGGAGAGCUACUCGGUCUACGUGUACAAGGUGCUGAAGCAGGUCCACCCCGACACCGGCAUCUCGUCCAAGGCCAUGGGCAUCAUGAACUCGUUCGUCAACGACAUCUUCGAGCGCAUCGCGGGCGAGGCGUCGCGCCUGGCGCAUUACAACAAGCGCUCGACCAUCACCUCCAGGGAGAUCCAGACGGCCGUGCGCCUGCUGCUGCCCGGGGAGCUGGCCAAGCACGCCGUGUCGGAGGGCACCAAGGCCGUCACCAAGUACACCAGCUCCAAGUAAACUUGCCAAGUAAGCGUCUUUGCAUCUAACCCUAAAGGCUCU
This is a messenger RNA of Equus quagga, 1391 nucleotides long. Its product is annotated as histone H2B type 1-M. Gene Ontology annotation, cellular component: nucleosome. The record is from RefSeq and is a predicted model, not a curated record. Lineage: Eukaryota; Metazoa; Chordata; Mammalia; Perissodactyla; Equidae. Bases 969 to 1349 code for a protein of 126 amino acids. The transcript is spliced from 2 exons. Gene Ontology annotation, molecular function: DNA binding; protein heterodimerization activity; structural constituent of chromatin.